This is a messenger RNA of Oreochromis niloticus (Nile tilapia), 3364 nucleotides long. RefSeq names its product DNA-directed RNA polymerase III subunit RPC9. Gene Ontology annotation, cellular component: RNA polymerase III complex. Gene Ontology annotation, molecular function: nucleotide binding. The record is from RefSeq and is a predicted model, not a curated record. The transcript has 7 exons. Lineage: Eukaryota; Metazoa; Chordata; Actinopteri; Cichliformes; Cichlidae. Bases 125 to 568 code for a protein of 147 amino acids. Gene Ontology annotation, biological process: transcription initiation at RNA polymerase III promoter.
AUUUCCUUUACCAGGUUGGCCUCUGCCCUCCAACUUCCAUCGAGGUCAACGAGCGGCGGAACGUUUAACGCGGACUAGCAUUCCCACACGGACACAUUUGUAACGGAGCGACGUGCCAGGCGAAAUGGAAGUGAAAAAUGCUAACGCUGCAAUGCUCAGCAACUAUGAGGUGUUCAAACUUCUCACAGACCUGAAGGAGCAGAGAAAGGAUAGCGGGAAGCACAAACACAGCGCCGGGCAGCAGAACCUCAACACCAUCAUGUACGAGACGCUGAAGUACCUGUCGAAGACGCCCUGCAGCAGACAGAGCCCUGAGAUCGUCAAGGAGUUUCUCACCACCAUGGUGCCGCACAAACUCACAAAGGCAGAAAAACUACAGCUACUGAACCACCGGCCUCUGACUGCAGUGGAAAUCCAGCUUCUGGUAGAAGAGAGUGAAGAGCGACUAUCAGAGGAGCAGAUUGAGGAGCUUAUCCACACGGUCACAGAUGUCCUACCGGGAGACCCAGAGCAAGAAAACACAGCUCCAGCAGACACAGAGAUGGAUGAAGGCGGCGAACAGUCAUGACAUCAUGACGGGCCAGAACUGGAGAUAACUGCAGAACUGGACUGUGAUUAUUUGCACGACUAAUUGAACUAUGCAUGAUGGGAUACAUGCUGCCCGACAGCUUGAUAAUUCACAUCAAGUUGACCUGUUACAUAAGCAGAAGAAGAUAUACUGAUUGUUUCUCUAUGUGCAUUCAUACUACAUAGCUGCAUUAAAUCAAACAGGGUAGUGUGUCACAAUUGGAAUUAUUGGACUCUGAUUUCCAAAGCUGUAAUGUUAGUCAGUUGUGCGAUUAAACUUAAGCUGGUGCAGCAUAAAUGUAAGAUCAAACAGUAUGAUUAGACUGGCUGUGUAAUAACGAAGAACAAUAUAAGCCAGGAGGUCGUCACUCACAGUUUGCGAAGCAAUGAUUUUAAAACAUGGUGACACUUUAUUUUGCCCUUUGCAUUACAAAGAGAUGUAACAGCUGAAAUAAGCAGCAGUUGUUUGUCAUUUUGGAUCACACAGAAAAGUUACAGCCACUAUGUCUGCUUUCAGGUAUGGCUGCAGGGCUUACCCUGAGUGUAGUUGUCAGUACUGCGGGACAUGUUUCACAGAGAUGUGUUUCUGUAACCGUGCAGAGGUUACACGGGAUAUAAACUACAGGUUUGCAGCACAAACUCUUUAACCACAGGCCCUGGAUCAACUCCAGUUUUUUUUUACUUUCGUGUUGUAGUAGAGGAAGGAUGUGCUGGUUAGACUCAUGUAAAUUUCUGCUUUUGGGCUUCCUGUUGACAUAUCACAUCAGUUUCCUGUGCUUGCCAAGUACCUCGCUGAGGCGGGAGACCUAAGUGAAGUGAACACUGAUUUUUUGGACAGCACAUCUGAGCGCACCAAGCCCCCCAUCGCAGCCAAAUUGGUCAUGCUUGUAAAUGUAAACAGGAGGAACACUUUAUUAAUUUCUAUAUAACAAUGACAGUUAUCGCUGUUACUUUCAUUCUUACGACAAUGAACUACCAAAUCCGACAGUUUUACUGUACUAUUAAUUUUGUUCUGCAGUCAAGACUGGUAAGAACACAGUAAAAGUGGAAGUAGGCAACAUAUCUUUGGCAUCAUUGGGGGAAAAGAUUGACAUAUUAUUGUAAUCAAAGUGUUCCAUGAGUGGACUACGCUUGUGUGAGGGGAUUUUUUUUUCAGAUUUAGAUAGGGGAGAAGUAAAAAGGGGAAAAAGUCUACAUAUGAAAUAGGAUGUGGUGUUAAAAUGAGUCACAGUGCAUUUACAAAAACAGGCAUGUGCUUUAGACUCAGUAUUUACUUGGCAAUGUGAUUUUAAUUCUUCACGGCAUCCCUCGGAGAUGCCAUGUCCACAUUGACAUGACAGCAUCACACAGUUGCUGCAGAUUGCACAUAGAUGCACAUCCAUGAUGAGAAUCUCCUGCUCCACCAGACCCCAAAGGUGCUCUACUGGAUUGAGAUCUGGUGAGUCUGGAGGCCAUUUGAGUGCAGUGAUCUCAGUGUUGUGUUCAUGAAACUGAUGAAGUGUAGUUCCAAUUUUCUGUUGCUCAGUUUUGGUGAGCCUCAGUUUCCUGUUCUAAGAUGACAGUGAAUGGCACCCAGUGUGGUCUUCUGCUACUGUAGGCCUUCUGCUUCAAGAUUUGGUUGCGCUUUCAGAGAUGCUCUUCUGCAUAGCUUUGUUCUUAUGUGUCCUCAAAGCAGUCAGGCCAUUUUCCUCAGACAUUAACAGGGCAUUUUUGCACAGAGAACUGCUGCUCGCUGGAUAUUUCCUCUUUUUCGAACCAUUUUCUGUAAACCCUAAAGAUGCUUGUGUGGGGAAAAUCCUAGCAGGUCAUUAGACCAGCACCAACAAUAAUCACCAUAAUUGCUGUAAUCAAACGGUUCUUUCCUUUUGAGGCUCCCUUUGAACUCUAGCAGGUUAUCUUGACUAUAUCUACAUGCCUAAAUUGUUUGACUUGAUGCCCACUUACUGGCUUUCUAAUGAAGUGGCCAGAGAGUGUCAGGGUAUAAAGCAAAAGCCCAUAAUUAUUUUCCUUUUUUUUUUUUUUUUUUUAAUCACCUCACUAGUUAUUUCAUUUAUUAUUCAUGUCUCUCAUGACUUAUCCAUGGACUGGAGUCGAUAUUGAAUAUUUUAUUUAUUGCAUGUUGGCAGCUUUACUUGUAAUUUCACACAUGGUCGUCCACAGAGGCCUCAAUCUAUCAUAAAGGCGACUGUAAGGGUAGCAAAAAACCUGCUCCUAAUGAAACGAUGGGUAAAUUAAAUGAGGCGGCUUUAACCUCCUCUAAAUCGCACACUGUGAUUAAAUUUCCCCGGUGGGCUUUUACUGAGAGUAUACAAAUCGAUAAGGUAAAGUAAUUCUUGCCUCCUGUGCAACUGCUUUGCUUCGCUCGGCUUCGCUUAUGUCGACGAAAUUGCCCUUUAACGCGUCCACCAAUCAGAAUCGUCCAAGCAGAUGCGUUUUAGAAUUGAGAGCUGUGCUCGUCCAAUCAGCGCCCAGCUUUCUCUGCCAGCCUGCGCUCGUAUCGUCUGUUCCCCCCUCCCUCUCUCUCUCGCUGUCUGUGUGAAUGUUAGAUACAGCUCGACUUCUCACGAAGUUGGGAAAUGGUGUAGACACCACGGCGGUGACCUUCGACCAUAGAUGAGAGUAAACACCGAUGUGUGUCUGUUGAGAAGGUGGGGGGAGACAGAGCAGCUGUCUGCCUCUGGCUUAAGGUCCAUGUGUGUGUUUCUUCUUCGUAUUUCGGCUGGUGGGAAACAUGGAUAGCUGGUUGUGGAGUGGGACACACCUGGAUCCUGCUCACCGAUAACGGGGCCAAAGAGCA